This is a messenger RNA of Beta vulgaris subsp. vulgaris (sugar beet), 1728 nucleotides long. RefSeq lists its product as hypothetical. Lineage: Eukaryota; Viridiplantae; Streptophyta; Magnoliopsida; Caryophyllales; Amaranthaceae. Gene Ontology annotation, molecular function: glycosyltransferase activity. The record is from RefSeq and is a predicted model, not a curated record. Bases 274 to 1491 code for a protein of 405 amino acids. The transcript has 2 exons. Gene Ontology annotation, cellular component: membrane.
UUAAUUUGGCCUGUUACACUAUUUAUUGCAUUACAAGUCUAUUUUUUCUGCUUUUACGGAGCAAUUUAAGACUUUAUCAACAUGUUCAUAACUCAUAACCUCAAGAAUAACAUUCCUACUCAUGCUUUUUAGUUUUUAGUUAAGAAUUAAGAAUUUCUCUUCAAUACUUUCGCUCUUCCUUAUUAGCUUCUAUGGUAAUCGCUUUUGUUGAUUAAUUUCAUUCAUUCAUUCAUUCAUUCAUAUGGUUGUUUAAUUAAUUUGGGAAAUAAUACAAUGGGAUUUCAACAACAGCAACAGCACAAAACAUCAGCAAGCUCUAUGUCCAAAUUUGUCUUCUUUUUAGUUGGUUUAUCUGUAGGAAUAACAUCCUGUUUUUACAUCCUGAGUUUUUAUUACGUUACCAACCAGAAUCAGUUACUAGCAUGCACAACAUCAUCAUCAUCAUCCUCACCUGUAAGUGUAACUCAUGUGUUGGCCUCACUGUCUACACCCUCGCCGCCUUCAUCACAACUUCCUUCGCCACCACCACCGCCACCACCUCCUCCUCCAUCCUUGCCUCCGCCAGACGAUGUGGAGUCAGGGGAGACGCUACUACAUCAUAUAGAGGAUGAUACAGAGUUGUUAUGGCGUGCAUCAUUGGUGCCUCAAAUUCCGGAGUAUCCAUUCCAACGUGUUCCAAAGAUUGCCUUCUUGUUCUUGACAAGAGGACCCCUGCCUUUAGCUCCCCUAUGGGAGAUGUUCUUUUUAGGACAUGAAGAUAAAUACUCCAUUUAUAUUCAUACUCAUCCUAAUUACACUGACCCUAUGCCCAAGGAUUCCGUCUUCCAUGGUAGAAGGAUUCCUAGCAAGACUGUGGAGUGGGCAAACAUAUCGAUGAUCGAUGCUGAAAGACGGUUACUAGCAUCAGCACUCCUAGACUACUCAAAUGAAAAAUUCAUCCUCCUCUCCGAAGCUUGCAUCCCUUUAUACAACUUCACAACAAUAUACGACUAUCUAGUCAUCAAGACCAAUCUGAGCUUUGUCGGAGUCGAGCCGGAUCCAAAGAAAGCGAGCCCUUACAGAUGGAGGGGGAAGAUGAACCCGCCCCUCCAGAAAUGGCAAUGGCAAAAGGGUGCUCAAUGGGUGGUCAUGGAUCGAGUUUUAUCUGUAGACAUCCUGUCGGACACCAAAUAUUACCCGGUGUUUCGAGAUCAUUGUAGUUGGCCUUGUCAAAAUCAAGAUGAACAUUAUGUUCAGAUAUUGGUUAUGCUUCAUCAUCCUGAACGGAACUCGAACCGUUGCUUGACUUGGACUGAAUGGAAGGGGCACAGACAUCCUACUAUGUUCGGGCCAAGGUCCAACAUAUCAGUAGAUUUGAUUCAGAGGAUGAGGUUCAGGGAUAAUUGUACUAUUGCUGGCCAAUUUACUAACAUGUGUUAUCUUUUUGCUCGCAAAUUUGCUCCUAACAGUAUUAAGCAGUUGUUGGAGAUGAGUUCCACAUUGUUUGGCUGAAUACUGAAUAUAGAUUAGGGUAGCUACUAGCUAGUAAGGGAUUUAUCUUUAUUAUUGUUUCUUACAUUGCAAAGUUUAUGUUCAUUCAUUUAGCUCAUUUGAUCAUCGAUGUAAGAGUAUAUUCAUUUAAAUUUAUAGUAGUUUUGUUAAAAAGGGACUUUGUUUCAUGAGAUAGCAAUGCUCAGUUCACUCAAAUCCUCAUAUUAAUGAAAAAUUUCGCUCAUUAUUUAUUUUUCA